CCUUACAUUUUAUUUGUUGUAUAGUUUAUUUUAUUUUUUUAUUUUAUAUUAUUUGAAAAAUCUGAACAUGUUUAUGUAGCUACCAUAUUGAACUUUCUGAAUAACGUAUAUAAAUAUAAAGUUAGUAAUUAUUAAUGUAAGUUAGUGAGGACUCUACAUACUCCAUGCAGCAGGGGGCGGUAUUCACACUCAAAGUUAGUUGAAGAAGACGUUGGAUGCGCGCGCAGACACGGGGCAGAAAACCAGUGAAAGCAGAGAGAGGCUAUGGAUGUACUGAGAGAAGCAGACUGUUGAAGAUUACCAGAGGACAACAUGACACGAAGCUGCUGUGCUGUAAACUGCUCCAAUCGGACCAGUGAUGGAUGGAAGAUGUUCAACAUCCCGAGAGGGAAACAUCCCUUCCAGCAGAGGAGGAGAAAGCUGUGGCUGGAGGCCGUCAACAGACCGGACUGGGGUUCUGGAGGAUCCUGCAGAGCUGAGAGUCUGUGCAGUGCACAUUUCAUCUCAGGAGAGCCAUCGAUGGACUGUGACAGCCCGGAUUUUGUACCUUCUAUUUUUAACCAUAACAUGCAGAAGAAGACCACAUGUGGAGCUGAAAGGAAGGAUAAACCAGAGGGAGGCAGGAAGAGGAAGCAUUCUGGAGACACUGAAGCCGUUCAGACCUCAUCCUUUGAGUUUACUACAACAGACGAGUGUGACCUGGUGCCACGGAAACAGAUGGACGCGCUCAUCCUGCAAUACAACCAGCUAUUUAAUAAGUACGAAGCUCUGAAACAAGAACUGAAGGAAACACAGGAAGAAAACGGACGACUGAAGCAGCGACGACAGAGAGCAACGUUUGGGUUUCAUUCUAUUAAGGAUGAAGACUCCAGAGUUCACUUCUAUACAGGACUGCUGUCUUUGCAAGUGUUCAUUUGGCUGUUAAAUAGUGUUAAAGGAAGUGCUGUUGUUCUGAGGGACGAGCUGAGCUGGGAAGACCACCUGCUUUUGGUUCUCGUGAAGGUCAAACACGGAUUCACUAACAGAUACAUCGCCGAGAAAUUUGGAGUGUCGUUCUUCGCUGCUUCAAAGAUCGUCAGAGAGUGGAUACCCGUGUUGUCUUCUAUACUGCGUCCUCUUAUGAUCUGGCCCUGCAGGGAAACAGCUAGAGCUAGUUUACCAAAGUGUUUUAAAGCCAAGUAUCUGGACUGUCGGUGUGUCGUCGACUGUACUGAAAUCCUGAUAGAGAGAACCUCAAACCUAAUAGCACGAGCUGAAACCUGGUCGCGUCACAAAAACCAAAACAUUAUGAAGUAUCUAAUCGGGAUAACACCGGCGGGGGCGGUUUGCUUCCUAUCGGACGGGUUUGGAGGCCGCGUCUCCGACAAGAUGAUGGCAUCAGAGUCGGGCUUUUUAGGAAAGCUUGAACACGGCGACGUGGUUCUCGCCGACAGGAGGUUUCUCCUGAGAGAAGAAUUGGCGAGUGUCGGAGCAACAUUAAAGAUCCCACGCUUGACUAAAGAAAAGUCUCACAGGCGCGGCGACUCCUGUCGGCCGGCGAGAGUCCGCGUUCGCGUGGAGCGAGUGAUCGGUCGCUUUAAAACCUUUCAGAUACUCAACACUGUGAUCCCCCUCAGCCAGAUAGACCUCCUGGAUGACAUCGUCACACUGUGUGCAGGUCUCACCCACAUUAAGGCCUGUAUUCCAGUGAUUGUAAAAGAAGAAAUGGAGGACACGUGAUCAAUAUUGACGGGAAGACACAAGGAGAAGAAUCUUCUCAGGACAGUUCUGGACACUUUUCUCUCUGUGUACAGAGCUGUAUGUUUGUGUUCAUUGUAGGGCUGCAACUAACCAUUAUUUUUAAUGUCAAUUAACUUGUUGAUUAUUUUAUUGAUAAAUUAAUUGUUUUGUCC
This is a messenger RNA of Sebastes umbrosus (honeycomb rockfish), 1892 nucleotides long. RefSeq lists its product as uncharacterized. Lineage: Eukaryota; Metazoa; Chordata; Actinopteri; Perciformes; Sebastidae. The record is from RefSeq and is a predicted model, not a curated record. Bases 313 to 1719 code for a protein of 468 amino acids. The transcript has 4 exons.